AUGAGGAACAUGGAGUUGAGCUGUAUUAUUGUAAUGUUAUUGGGUAUUUUGGUUCUUGGGGAAGCAGAAAUUUACAUUGCCACAAUUGAAGGUGAGCCGGUGGUAAGUUACAAAGGUGGUGUCGAUGGUUUUCUAGCCACUGCUGUGGAGUCUGAUUCUGAUGAGAAAAUUGAUGUCACCAGUGAAUUGGUAACAUCUUAUGCCCACCAUCUAGAGAAGAAACAUGAUAUGCUUCUUGGACUGUUGUUUGAGCAUGGGACCUACAAGAAGCUCUAUAGCUACCGUCAUCUUAUCAAUGGCUUUGCAGUUCACAUUUCUCCUGAGCAGGCAGAAAUACUUAGACGAGCACCCGGUGUGAAAUCUGUUGAGAGAGAUUGGAAGGUGAGGAAACUGACAACCCACACACCCCAGUUUUUGGGGCUUCCAACUGGAGUAUGGCCAACAGGAGGUGGCUUUGACAGAGCUGGAGAAGAUAUUGUGAUAGGAUUUGUGGAUUCCGGUAUUUAUCCACAUCAUCCAAGCUUUUCGACUCACAAUACUGAGCCCUAUGGGCCUGUUCCAAAAUACAGAGGAAAAUGUGAAGUUGAUCCAAACACCAAGAAGGACUACUGUAACGGGAAGAUUAUUGGAGCUCAACAUUUCGCUGAAGCCGCUAAAAUGGCUGGCGCGUUUAAUGCCGAAAUUGAUUUUGAUUCUCCCCUUGAUGGUGAUGGACAUGGAAGCCACACAGCAGCUAUUGCAGCUGGAAAUAAUGGAAUUCCAGUGAAAAUGCAUGGAUUUGAAUUUGGAAGAGCAAGUGGAAUGGCACCUCGUGCUAGGAUUGCUGUCUACAAGGCGCUCUACAGAUUAUUUGGUGGUUUUGUUGCAGAUGUAGUUGCUGCCAUUGAUCAGGCUGUUCAUGAUGGCGUGGACAUUCUGAAUCUCUCAGUGGGGCCAAACAGUCCUCCAGCAACGACAAAGACAACAUUUUUAAACCCUUUUGAUGCUAUGCUUCUUUCAGCAGUGAAAGCUGGAGUUUUUGUUGCACAGGCAUCCGGAAAUGGAGGUCCUUUUCCCAAAACCUUGUUGUCUUAUAGUCCAUGGAUAGCAUCUGUAGGUGCUGCAGUUGAUGAUCGAAGAUACAAGAACCAUCUGACCUUGGGAAAUGGGAAAAUCUUGGCUGGACUUGGUUUGUCACCUGCCACGCAUCAAAAUAGAUCAUUUACCUUGGUAGCAGCUAAUGAUGUGCUGCUGGAUUCCUCGGUUGCAAGGUAUAGUCCUUCUGACUGCCAGAAGCCAGAAGUUUUGAACAAGAACUUGGUGGAGGGGAACAUUCUUCUCUGUGGCUAUUCCUUUAAUUUCGUCAUUGGUACUGCUUCAAUAAAAAAAGUCUCACAAACUGCUAAGAGUCUUGGCGCAAUUGGUUUCGUUCUAGCAGUGGAAAAUGCUUCUCCAGGAACAAAAUUUGAUCCUGUUCCUGUUGGUACUCCUGGAAUCCUCAUCACAGAUGUUAGCAAGUCCAUGGAACUUAUAGACUACUACAACAUCUCUACACCAAGAGAUUGGACUGGGCGAGUGAAGAGCUUCAAGGCAGUGGGAAGCAUCGGGGACGGUCUGAAGCCUAUACUCCAUAAGUCUGCUCCACAAGUAGCUCUGUUCUCUGCUCGAGGACCCAAUAUCAAAGACUACAGCUUUCAAGAUGCAGAUCUCCUCAAACCAGAUAUAUUGGCUCCUGGUUCUCUAAUUUGGGCUGCCUGGGCUCCAAACGGAACAGAUGAGGCAAACUACGUUGGUGAAGGAUUUGCUAUGAUAUCUGGAACCAGCAUGGCUGCGCCACAUAUAGCCGGAAUAGCUGCUCUCGUGAAGCAGAAGCACCCUCACUGGAGUCCUGCAGCUAUCAAGUCUGCCUUGAUGACUACAUCAACUACCCUUGACAGGGCAGAGAGACCACUUCAAGCUCAACAAUAUUCUGGAUCAGAUACUCUGGCUCUGGUCCCUGCAACACCUUUCGACUAUGGGAGUGGCCAUGUCAAUCCUAGAGCCGCUCUAGAUCCGGGACUUGUUUUUGAUGCAGGAUACGAAGACUACUUGGGGUUCUUGUGCACCACACCCGGAAUUGAUGCUCACGAGAUAAGGAACCAUACGAAUUCCCCGUGUAAUUAUACUCUAGGCCAUCCGUCAAAUCUCAACACCCCCUCAAUCGCUAUUUCGCAUCUCGUAGGAACUAAAACAGUCACACGCACUGUGACAAAUGUUGCCCAGGAAGAAACCUAUGUGAUCACUGCAAGAAUGGCACCUGCAGUUGCCAUUGAACCCAGCCCUCCAGCAAUGCCUCUACGGCCCCAUGCAUCGCGGAAAUUCUCCGUGACGCUCACUGUUCGGUCAGUCACUGGAUCCUACAGUUUUGUCAGUUGCCAUUGA
Molecule: messenger RNA, 2400 nt
Organism: Fraxinus pennsylvanica
Lineage: Eukaryota; Viridiplantae; Streptophyta; Magnoliopsida; Lamiales; Oleaceae
Source: the annotation of a GenBank genome assembly